Molecule: messenger RNA, 842 nt
Organism: Medicago truncatula (barrel medic)
Lineage: Eukaryota; Viridiplantae; Streptophyta; Magnoliopsida; Fabales; Fabaceae
Product: non-specific lipid transfer protein GPI-anchored 16
Exons: 3
Coding region: 40-687 (215 amino acids)
Source: RefSeq, a predicted model, not a curated record
CCCUUACCUUAAUUUAAUCAAAACAUAAACCUAGUACUCAUGAAACCACUCAAUUGUUUUCAAAUGACAUUAAUACUAGCAGCCCUUAUAAUCUCCUCAAUAAAUUUAGUUAAUGGUCAAAUUACUUCAUCAUGCACAUCCUCUAUGAUUAGCAGCACAUUCACUCCAUGUGCUAACAUCAUAACAGGAAGCACUAAUAAUGGUUUAGUACCAUCAACUACUUGUUGUGAUUCAUUAAGGUCUUUGAUGAGCACAAAUAUGGAUUGUGCUUGCCUUAUGAUGUCUUCCAAUGCUCAAAUUUUUCAACUACCUAUUAACCAAGUUCUUGCAAUAUCUCUUUCACAAGCAUGUAAUAUUAAUGGAGCUUCUGUUCAGUGCAAAGGCCCAACAGGUAUUGGAUCAAACAGCCCAACUCUCCCUUCAAGUGCUCCAACUCCCUUAAGUCCUCAAGAUUCAAAAACUUUGGAUGUUAAUAACGCACACAUAUAUGAGAAUCUGCAAUUGGCAGAGGCAUUGGUACCAUCAUCAGCACCAAUGGAAGCUGCAGAAGCACCCACUGAAGCAUCAAGAAUUAUACCAGUUUUGACUUCUCUUCCUUCAGCGUCUCCUCCGUCUUAUUAUUCCUUCUCACCUUCUGCAUUAUUCAAAAUCAUAGCAAUUGUAAUGGUUUCUGGCAUCAUCCAUUAAACUGUUGAUGUGCAUCAGCAUUCAUAGAUGCUCAUAGGAAUUUAUGCCUGCAACUGGUUGCUUUUUGUAUUAGUUUUUGUAUGCCUUCCGAGUUCUGAUUAUACACUCAUACACUUUAAUAAUGGUUAUAUAUGGACCGGUUACAGUUCAGUGAA